CAGGUGACUCCCAUUUCCACACUCACACAGCGACCCCGAAGCUUUCAAGCUAGUCUGGAGAGCGCAGCCAGCUGACGCAGCAACAGUCGGUACUGAUCCGUGGGGGUGCAGCUGUCGGUUAGCAGAAACUGGGUGUGAGUCUGUAAGCCUUCAGUGAUUAUUAUUUUGUAUUCACAAUGAAGAAAAUCAAAAUGCUCACAUCCUGACGUCUGCAUUUUGGUCAAUGACCGUCUGUCGCGGUGUCGGUGACUGACAUGGACGCUAGUGACAAUAAGGAUGUGAAGCUUUCAGCCGAAGUGGAACCGUUCAUCCCACAGAAGAAAGGUCUCGAAGGAUCUCUCGUCAGCAUGAGUCUUUCUGGCGAGGCAGGCGGAGGGGUAGGUGGCGGAGGAGGAGGAGGAGGUGGUGGAGGGGUGGAAACCACUCCCAUACCCAGUUACCUCAUCACCUGCUACCCUUUCGUCCAGGAGAACCAACCCAACAGACAACAUCCUAUGUAUAAUGGAGGGGAGCUGCGCUGGCAGCAGCCUAACCCCAGCCCCGGUGGUUCGUACCUGGCCUACCCCAUCUUGUCUUCACCCCAGCCUCCUGUCUCCAAUGACUACGCUUACUACCAGAUUAUGCCUGCUCCAUGCCCACCGGUGAUGGGCUUCUACCAGCCCUUCCCUGGCCCCUAUGCAGGUCCUGUGCAAGCUGGAGUAGUCAACCCUGUCUCAGCCGAUGUCGGCGAAAGACCUCUGCCUCUGGGGCCAGCGUAUGGGAUGGCCAGUCAGAGGGGGAGAGGCAUGGUGCGACCUAACGGUCUCCCAAAGCAACAGCUGGGUGUGUGCCAACCUCCAAGGGGUCGUCGGCCUCCAACCAGGAGUGUAGCUGUGCAGAAGGAGGUGUGCACUUUGGGGCCUGAUGGUAGGACCAAGAUGGUCAUGCUGGUGGAUGCAGCACAGCAGACUGAUUUCCCGGGUGAGGCGUCAGGGAGGUGCGCUGCAGAGCGGGCUAGUCCCCUGCUGUGGAAGAACAGGCAGACAAAGAGAAGACGGGCGUCCCAUCCAGCCGAAAACUACAACGAGCAGGGCGCCAGUGAGGCAGAUAUAGACAGUGACAGCGGCUACUGUAGCCCCAAGCACAACCAGGCUGCAGGGGCAAUGCAACGAACUGCAGAGAAUACAGCAGCACCCACAGGAGUAGAGGCUGGUGUAAUGACAGCGGGUACCUGGGUAAAUGUAGCCUCUCAGGCUACCCAGAAGUCCUGGGGGGACAGGAACGGCCAGUUUCACAGAGCAGACCAGAGGAAGAAUCCUGAACAGAGAAACUUCUCACAGGAUUUCCACAGUGGCUAUCCGGGGCGUGUGCAGCCCAACCAGUCAGAACAAAGGCUGCAGCCAGCAGCGGUCACUGGUACUGGGGUCUCCCCAGAGCCCCUCUACUUUGAGGAUGAAGAUGAAUUCCCAGACCUGGCUACUGGAGGGGCUGCCCAACGCAGCACCAAACCAGAAUCUACUUCAGCCCAGACACAUGCGCAACCUAAACUUCCCAAAAACCUGCUGGAUAACCUGCCAGAAAACUCCCCCAUCAACAUUGUGCAGACACCCAUCCCCAUUACCACCUCUGUUCCCAAGAGGGCCAAGAGCCAGAGGAAGAAGGCUCUGGCUGCUGCGUUGGCCACUGCACAAGAGUACUCUGAAAUCAGCAUGGAACAGAAGAAAUUACAGGAAGCAUUCACCAAAGCAGCAGGGAAGAAGAGCAAAACCUCCGUCGAGCUGGACCUGGGAGAUAUGCUGGCAGCUUUGGAGAAACACCAGCAGGCUAUGAAGGCCAGACAACUGAACAAUACCAAGCCGCUGUCAUUCACAGUUGGAACAACCACUCCAUUCCACGCUUCAAGCUUGGUCAGCCUGCCGUCCAUGUUGAAGGGCCAUCAGCAGACAUACUCGGUCCCACACAAUUCCCUGGAUUCCACCGCACCCCGUAUCAAGAGGGGGAAGGAGAGAGAGAUCCCCAAAGUAAAACGGCCCACAGCCCUGAAGAAGAUCAUCUUGAAGGAACGUGAAGGGAAGAAGGGGAAGACGAGCGUGGAACAGGAGUCCUCAGGCCAGGAGGAGCACGGGGAAGAGAGUUUACAUUUUACUGAUGAUCUUGCACGAGAGCCUGCCUCCCAAGAAGACAACGGUCUGAGUAUGCCCAGCGAUGCAUCCCUUUCCCCGGCCAGUCAGAACUCUCCAUAUAGCAUCACCCCGGUGUCCCAGGGUUCUCCUGCCAGCUCUGGCAUCGGGAGUCCCAUGGCCUCAAACGCCAUCACGAAGAUCCACAGCCGUCGUUUCAGAGAGUACUGUAACCAGGUGCUGAGUAAGGAGAUCGACGAGAGCGUGACUAUGCUGUUACAGGAACUGGUUCGCUUCCAGGAGCGGGUCUACCAGAAGGAUCCUACCAAGGCCAAGUCCAAACGCCGCCUGGUCAUGGGUCUCCGAGAGGUCACCAAGCACAUGAAGCUGAAUAAGAUUAAGUGUGUCAUCAUAUCUCCCAACUGUGAGAAGAUCCAAGCCAAAGGUGGUUUGGAUGAAGCUCUGUACAAUGUAAUUGCCAUGGCACGGGAUCAGGAGAUCCCGUUUGUGUUUGCCUUGGGCAGAAAAGCUCUUGGACGCUGCGUCAACAAACUAGUGCCGGUUAGUGUGGUUGGCAUUUUCAACUACUCUGGAGCUGAGAGUCUCUUCAACCGUCUGGUGUCUCUGACUGAAGAGGCUAGGAAGGCCUACAAGGACAUGGUGUCAGCUCUGGAGCAGGAGCAGGCCGAGGAGGCUCAAAAGAAUGACAAGAAAGUCCCACACCACAUGGGGCACUCCCGCAACCACUCUGCUGCUUCUGCCAUCUCCUUCUGCUCCAUCUUCUCUGAGCCUAUUUCAGAAGUCAAUGAGAAGGAGUACGAGACCAACUGGAGGAGUAUAGUGGAGAAUUCAGAUGCCCUGGAGCCGGUAGAGGCUGAGCCGAGUCGCCCUGCACCUUCCACAGCCACCCAAAAAGACGGUGAGACUCUGGCAGCCACGGCCAACGCAGCCACGCCUGGCUCAGCUGCUCCCCAGCCAGCCAGGCUAGCACCUCCGACACUGACACAGGGUACCGGUGAGAGAGACGAGGUCCGGGUAGACGACCGGCUGGAGCUGGCCUCUCAGCAGAGCACAGAGACGGGCUCGCUGGAUGGGAGCUGCAGGGGCCCGCUGAACUCCUCCAUCACCUCCACCACGUCCACCCUGGUCCCCGGUAUGUUGGAAGAGGCGGAGGAGGAGGAAGAGGAGGAGGAGGACUACACUCCUGAGCCUAUUUCUGUGGAGGUGCCUACCCUCAGCAGCCGCAUUGAAUCCUGGGUGUCAAAGACCCUGGAAAACCUGCAGCUGGGGAAGAGCCAGGAGAGUACAGAAGAGGAAGACGACGACGAGGAGGAGGAGAAAGGGCAGAGUGAGGAGGAGGACCUUGAUUCAGCGGAUAUCACAGAGACGAGGACCGAGGGCAAAGAGCAAGUGGAGGCUAAGAAGGUCACAGGUUGAUGUCGGCUCCUCCUCCUCUUCCUCCUCCCUCCUCUGUUCUCAGAUACACUCAUUCCCUCUGUUGCUCUCACAUUCUUCUUCACAGCAACCAGCAGCUUCUCUCCUUUGUCUCCAACCCCUGACACCAGACAUAAUCUCAGGUAUCAACCAACUGACCAACACUUACACACAUUACAGAGAAAGUGACCAACUUACCAACACACACCAUCGCAGACCAAACAGCAACUAACACAGUCUGAGGGACAGUCGUCGACACCAACACUCCUCUUGUAAUUGAAAAGGAUGCCCUCACUUCUUCGGCCCAUAACCUGCUACACUUGAAUUCAGAGGGAAGUUUGUGACUUUCCUCCUCCGAGGCUGAACUCGUUUAGAGUCGGGGACGUUUCUGGGAGCAAGUGCUUAACAAUGGUGAACUGCUGUCUGUAGCUCACAGAGAAUGAAGGUUGGAACCGUUCAGCUCCCAUCUUAUUUCAUGCAGAGCUCAGAAGGUUUACAGCUCUGCAAGUAUUUGUGUGCUUGUGUGUGUGUUUACAGGCACAUAGUUUGCAUUUAUUUUUUGCUGUGUUCUUUAGCUUUAUCUUUGUAUAUAAUGGUUUUUUUUGAGGGAAGGAGAAACAUGCAUUUCCUGAUUACUUCUUGGUUGAUAUUUAGCUUUUCUCACAGAGCAUUACAGUGCCAGGGGGUUCUGUCUUUCUACCAAAACCACGCCCACCCUUCAGUCUUCAGAGUGUUAUUUUAAUGUUCAAAUAAUAAGUGUCCCAUUCUGUGUUCAGAUGAUUCGGAUGACUUUAACUUCUAAGAAGCAAAAUGAGCUUUUGUGUAUAUAACCAUGUCUAUGUGGUUCUACUACAGUAUAUAUUGGUUUGUCAUAUUGAUUCUGCCUCGUGUGAAACUCUUUUGGUUGUUUUUCCUCUGACUGGAAUUGUCUUGAGUUCCCAGAUGUCUGUGCUUCAGAAGAGGAAAAAAAAAAAAAAGAAGAAAUGUUCGUGUUGUUCCCUCUGGUGGUGUUUGUUCUCUGAUGGGGAGGGCGGUCUCAAGCGGUCUUCUUGGUAAUGACAUAACAUUUUUAGAAGCCCUAAUAUUGAGAUCUGAGGAGAUCCACAGGGCAUAGUUGUGUAAUGUAUGAAAUAAUCCUGGUACUGGAAAGUCAUUGUUUUACCAGUAUUCACUCCAUUUCCUUAAAAAUGACACUUAAAUCAAGCAGGUGUUUACUGGUAUUGAUAAAGUUUAACAAUACCCAAGUAGACCAAAAGUAUCAGAUAUGGAUCAAUCCGUUUAGAGCUUUUCUAGAUUUUACAGACGGGUUGCCGAAAGUAAGUUCACCACAGCCGAGAAGCUCCCUCAUCGUGGGCAGAGGCACCCUGGAAGUGGUCCCACAGUCGUGCUCAGACCUUUGUAAAUACAUGUGUACAAAAGAGAUUUUGAUUUUUCAUUGUAUUAAAACAAAUACAAUCAUCCUGUUCUUAAAGCCAUUUGAUAAGUUUUAACAAUUUAACAGUUUGAAUCCAAUUUGAUAAUGGUGUUUGAUGGUGAGAUGUCAGCCAGUCGACGACGAGGCGGUGUGUUUAAAUGCAGUAUGCCGGGCUGUAUGCAAUGUGGAGCCUUGAGAGGGGAGAUGACUUAAAUAUCUUCUUAAGACAUCUUAAGACAUCUUAAUGUCUUAAAUAUCAUACUUGGGAUUAUGAAAGUAUUUCUAGUUUGGUAACAAGUACGCUGUGUGUAGGCUUUCGGUUGCUCUGACUUCCAUCAAAGUGUUUGAAGUAAGUUAAUUAACAGCAAGUGUGUUUCUUUGCACUAUGUAAAUACAGUACUGGUAAAGGUCUUGUAACUAAUGUGAACAAAAAAAAAACAGAACGGUUCAAUGAAGUACUUUUUUUUUUCUUUUUUUUUCAGCGUGUUCCUCGUCUUUAUAUGGAUAUUUAAGACCGUCUCCUUCAGACUGUACAUCACUAGCAACAUUGUUCUAGGCUGUUUCUCAUAAUCCUGUUAUUGCUCUUAACCUAUAUGAACUGAUGAUUAUUAACAUCAUUAAAAUGUUGUUUAAGUAAA
Anarrhichthys ocellatus (wolf-eel) is the source of this 5585-nucleotide messenger RNA. RefSeq names its product SECIS binding protein 2-like (gene secisbp2l). The transcript has 18 exons. Bases 255 to 3536 code for a protein of 1093 amino acids. Gene Ontology annotation, cellular component: mitochondrion; ribonucleoprotein complex. Lineage: Eukaryota; Metazoa; Chordata; Actinopteri; Perciformes; Anarhichadidae. Gene Ontology annotation, molecular function: mRNA 3'-UTR binding; ribonucleoprotein complex binding; selenocysteine insertion sequence binding. The record is from RefSeq and is a predicted model, not a curated record.